Messenger RNA from Nannospalax galili (Upper Galilee mountains blind mole rat), 516 nucleotides. It is a transcript of the gene Znf475, whose product is annotated as zinc finger protein 474. The transcript is spliced from 3 exons. Lineage: Eukaryota; Metazoa; Chordata; Mammalia; Rodentia; Spalacidae. Bases 136 to 501 code for a protein of 121 amino acids. The record is from RefSeq and is a predicted model, not a curated record.
GCCAACCUUACCUCACAAAGUGCCCUUUGAUGAUGCUGCCAGCUGAGCUAGUUAAUGUCCAACUCCCAAUGCCAUUUCAUCAUCUUUCCUUGGGGCCAACCAUGUCCGAAUAUCAGGGCAGCAUUCUAGGAUCCCAUGGCUCGCAGGUGCACAAUGAGCAAUAAUAAGCCAACAAUGAUAAGGCAUCCACCAACAAUUGUUUGUUACAUCUGUGGCCGUGAAUAUGGGACCAAAUCGAUCAGUAUCCAUGAGCCACAGUGUCUGAAAAAAUGGUAUAAUGAAAACAACUUGUUGCCUAAAGAGCUAAGGAGACCAGAACCAAAAAAACCAGAAGUUAGAACCAUUUCUGCCAAAGGGUUCUACGAUCUGGUUGCCUUAAACGAAGCUGCCUGGCAAAGCUCCCAGAGCCAGCUGGUUCCCUGCAGUGUUUGUGGGCGAACCUUCCUGCCAGACAGACUGAUUGUUCACCAGCGAUCUUGUAAACCGAAAGCCGCCAAGUAAAGCCCUUUCCUCAGC